AUGUCGGGAUAUCCAGGUGCUACAUACAACGGAUCGCCUCCAUUUCUUAACUACCACGGCGAUCCCAGCUAUUAUUCAUAUUCCGAUCCUCAACAACAGCCAAUACACGCCGACUACAAUAGCCGACAAUAUCCAUAUGCAUUUCACUAUGGCCCUUAUGGGGGAUAUCCGCCGGCGCAACAACACUUUGGAAACUCUGGAGGAAUCCCACCUAAUCCUUACGUCGAUGGAUACCAAUCUAGCCCUCCGCCUCCGCCCUCAAAUCCUCAAAACUUUGGUCACGGUGCCCCAGAAAACUAUGCUUACAAGUAUUCCAACUGCAGCGGCAGACGGAAAGCAUUGUUGAUAGGUAUAAACUAUUUUGGCCAAAAAGGACAGCUGCGAGGGUGUAUCAAUGAUGUAAAGAAUAUGUCCGAAUUCUUAACUGAGAAUUAUGGAUAUCAGCGUGAUGAUAUGGUGAUUCUUACUGACGAUCAACAAAAUCCUGUAAGCCAGCCGACCAAGCACAACAUACUGCGUGCAAUGCAUUGGUUAGUCAAGGAUGCUCAGCCAAAUGAUUCGCUCUUCUUCCAUUUCAGCGGCCAUGGCGGUCAAACAAAAGAUCUUGAUGGUGACGAGGAAGAUGGUUAUGAUGAAGUAAUAUAUCCAGUAGACUUUCGAAGAGUCGGACAUAUAGUGGAUGAUGAGAUGCAUCGAAUCAUGGUCGCAUCUCUACUACCUGGGGUGCGCCUGACGGCAAUAUUUGACUCUUGUCAUUCAGGAACAGCCCUUGAUCUGCCUUAUAUUUACUCCACGCAAGGUGUUCUCAAAGAACCCAACCUUGCUAAAGAAGCUGGAUUAGGUAUCUUGAGUGCAAUCUCCGCCUACAGUCAAGGCGAUCUAGGUGGUGUUGCAAGCAACCUAAUAGGCUUAUUUAAGAGAGCUACGACCGGUGAAAAUGCGUACGCAAAAACAAUGGCGACGAAAACGUCACCAGCAGACGUAAUAAUGUGGUCUGGAAGCAAAGACGACCAAACAUCUGCCGAUGCUACUAUUGCUGCUCAGGCGACAGGAGCGAUGUCUUGGGCAUUUAUAACUGCCAUGAGAAAAAAUCCUCAACAGAGCUAUGUACAGUUGUUGAAUAGUAUCCGUGAUGAAUUAGUUACAAAAUAUUCUCAGAAGCCCCAGCUCAGCUGCUCUCAUCCUCUAGAUACGAAUCUUUUGUUCGUAAUGUAA
Molecule: messenger RNA, 1215 nt
Organism: Blumeria graminis f. sp. triticale
Lineage: Eukaryota; Fungi; Ascomycota; Leotiomycetes; Helotiales; Erysiphaceae
Source: the annotation of a GenBank genome assembly